Messenger RNA from Drosophila biarmipes, 814 nucleotides. RefSeq names its product glycine-rich selenoprotein. The record is from RefSeq and is a predicted model, not a curated record. Gene Ontology annotation, biological process: calcium ion transport; endoplasmic reticulum calcium ion homeostasis. The coding region runs from base 122 to 451 and encodes 109 amino acids. Lineage: Eukaryota; Metazoa; Arthropoda; Insecta; Diptera; Drosophilidae. Gene Ontology annotation, cellular component: Golgi apparatus; endoplasmic reticulum membrane. The transcript has 3 exons.
CCAGCCCAUCCCUAGUUAUGUUUUGAUACGACUUGACGUAAACGUGCGACAUCUGGGAAACAAUUUCUAUAGUGCAAUAAAUUGAAGGUGGCGGGAGCGUCCUAGAUGAAAAGGCGGCGCCAUGGUGUACAUCGACCAUAAUGGGCGCGUGUGGGAGAAGCGUCCUUGGGACUGGAGGAGGAUAGUGGAGCUCUUUGUGGGAAUAUGGUUUGCCAUCAAGCAGCUGUUCCUGACUUUCCUGGCUCCCUUCACGGCCCCCGGUAACCAGGCCAAUCCGCGUCGUGGAAAUGGCUGGGGCGGUGGUGGAGGAGGAGGCUGGGGCGGUGGCGGAGGCGGCGGCGGCGGAGGAGGUGGCGGCGGAAGACCUGGAUCAGGAGGACUAAGACCAAACCGCCGGAUCGGACGCAUCCAGCCGUCGAUGAGCUGCAAUAUGCCCGCGGGCGGCGGAUGAGGAUAGUAGCGACAUCCGGUUCCCAAGACUCUUGGGAGGAUGUCGCGCCGACAAGAGGCUGGCCACGGCAAGCAGCACCACCAGACGACCCGGAAUGCACGGUUUAUCUCGCCCCCGUGGCGCCCAUGACGCAGCCCUCCCAAACUCGGUCUCGAGCGGAAUGCUGCUGAACCCGAUUAAUCAGUGCUUUCUGGGUCGCUGCUUACGUGGCCUUCGUCGGUCCCACGAACUUAUUAACAAGCUCCAAUGUAGCUACAGGUUUUUGUAUCGGUCUACGGGUUUAUGUGUAGCCACUCAAAGAAACAUUUGUAUAUUGUUAUCCUGAAUGUUCAAAUAAAAACCAAGAAUAACUUUUGCAAAAAA